AUGGCUCAAAAAGCAAGAUGCUACACACUGAUACGGAUUGCUAUCUGGCUGGUACCAGUGGUCCUGGGCGCCAUACACUAUCCUGAUGUCAUUCACGGGGACAAUCCAUGCAACAACACUAGAAAUAUAUCAAAAGAAGCGAUAUUCACGUACGUGAAACCAAUAACCGUUGAAAACGAAGUGUGCGUGACGACGUUUGCGACAAACAGUUAUACAAUGCUGACAGUCCAAUUUCUCAUGUACUACACCGACACAUAUCAGAACAACGAAGAAGGUAACUGUACUGUCUGGUCAGUUCAGCUCUACAACUCUAGGGGACUACCUGUUCUGGGCCCUGGCUCCAAAUACUGCAGUUCAAAGAAACCAAAAGGUGUGUUCGUCCUUGGGAGAACAGCUACAUUUGUUCGUGAGGUUAAAACCAAACGUUACCUGUGGUUGAACCCAGUGACGGUGAAUAUCCUGCUGACAGAAGUCAACUACAAAAAUGAGUCGUGCAUUUAUGGAUAUAUAGACUGCAAAAACAACUACUGCAUUCACCGAGAUCUUGUGUGCAACAAAUACGACAACUGUGGCAACAACAGUGACGAACUAGAAGAGAACAAUAUGUGCCAGCCCGUGUAUAAAGUUGUUGUUAAAGUCAUUUUGGCUUGCAUUGUUGCAGUUCUGUUUGUGAGUCUGAUAAUCUUUCUGCUGUGUCGGACAAAGAUUAUUAAAUGA
Messenger RNA from Candidula unifasciata, 717 nucleotides. The record is from the annotation of a GenBank genome assembly. Lineage: Eukaryota; Metazoa; Mollusca; Gastropoda; Stylommatophora; Geomitridae.